Mytilus trossulus (common blue mussel) is the source of this 548-nucleotide messenger RNA. Its product is annotated as solute carrier family 23 member 1-like. NCBI's taxonomy places the organism in Eukaryota, Metazoa, Mollusca, Bivalvia, Mytilida, Mytilidae. Bases 41 to 349 code for a protein of 102 amino acids. The transcript has 2 exons. The record is from RefSeq and is a predicted model, not a curated record.
UCAUGGUAAACAGGUAUUGUUGGCCUUAUUAGGAAAUAGUAUGUUCAUGGCAUGUUUUACAGCACUGGUCCUAGACAAUGUUAUUCCAGGAACAGAUCAUGAGAGGGGUAUCUUAUCAUGGCGAGAAUUGACCAAAGAACAUCUAGAUGACAAAGAAAACUUUUCGUUACGAACAUAUGACCUUCCUUUUGGUAUGUCAAAAAUUAAAUCUUGGAGUUGGGCCAGAUAUAUUCCUUUUUCUCCAACAUUUACAGAAGACAAGUGUGGUCCUUGUACUAAAUCUACAGGAAUAGAGUCUAUUGGAGAGGAGGUGGAUAUUAUUCUAAGUGAUAACUGUGGCCAUGUAUAGUAAUUGUAAUAGAUUAGCGAGGAUCAUGUCAACAAUCAUAAAAGACAAUGGCAUUUUUAAUAAUAAUUUUGCUUGAGUGGAGAAUUGUUGACAGAAAAGAGAAUACAAUGUAGUUUCAUUCUAUGAGGUGUGUAUAGAGAUUUUUUUCUUUUUCUUUGUUGAUAUUAUUAAAAAUGCUUAAAUGCAGAAGUACAAAUUU